Molecule: messenger RNA, 15820 nt
Organism: Mizuhopecten yessoensis (Yesso scallop)
Lineage: Eukaryota; Metazoa; Mollusca; Bivalvia; Pectinida; Pectinidae
Exons: 47
Coding region: 1-14889 (4962 amino acids)
Biological process (GO): lipid transport
Molecular function (GO): lipid carrier activity; calcium ion binding; protein binding
Source: RefSeq, a predicted model, not a curated record
AUGGUACAGCUAAUGGGUUCCCUACGCCCAGGGUACCUAGCCCUGGUGGUGUGCUGUAUCAUCCAGCCGGGAAGUUCCUAUUACUUCGAGAAAGGUUUCGACCAUUUGUAUACAUAUUCAUCAAGGUCUGACCUUUUCGGCAUGCACCAUUUUACUACAAUAAUGAAGUUCCGCAUUCGACCCGUGAAUAAUUCUGAAAACAUGAAUUCAUUGAUGUUGGAUAGUUUUGUUCAGCACUCAGAAGACGGUUAUAUUGCGGAAAAUCCUCAGCAGUGGGAUUUAUCAAAAAGGUUUUAUUUCCGGUUGAAUAAUGACGGCACCGUUGCCAUGGUGCAUUACGACCACGCUGAUGACGAGGAAGUUAUAGCUCUGAAAAAAGUACUAACAAGUACUCUGUCAGCUAAGGCUAACAUUCACGAGACUCAUCCACGUGUGUUUGUUAACCGGGAAGUUGACCAUACCGGUGAUCUUGAUCACGAAUACAGCGUUUCACGUGGAUCUUGGGGAAUCGUGUUGAGGCGAUCUCACAAUAGUACUGACAGUGUUCACAGAAAUCACAGUAAGACCAUGCAUUAUAGCAGACACGGAACGGUGAAGUAUGUACUGGCAGAUGACACGAUCAGACUCCGCCAAUCGGAUACAAGGAAUAUUAGCACAAAUGCAGUGAAUGCCGCCCCGAUACAGGAUUGGUCAUCUGGAGAGUUUCCACGAAUUUCCUCAAAUGCCGUUUCCAAAUUAAGACUCACGCAGAAAAGCCCACAUGCUGCGGAAUUAGAUGGUACACCACGUUUUGAUCGGUUGAUCAACGGCAGCCUUCUUAUAACCCCCAGUGAGAAACUGAAUAGAACAACACUUCAAGAAGUAAAUGAAGAAAUGGAGUCAACCCUGACAUGUAUUCGAACCUAUGCCAGUAAACAUGCUGCAAACCGAACGGCAUGUGUGCGUCACCUUCGGUCAAUCAUCAUGGCUCUACAGGAAGAAGACUACCAGGUACUAGCUACGCGUGCCUUGGGCGUGGUCUGUGCUGUCAACGAUACCACGUGUGCUGAUCAGCGAUCUAUGUUUAUAGAUAUCAUAGGCAGGAAAGGAGACCCAUUUUCACAGAGAUUGUUGCUGCAUUAUUUAUCUCUUAAUGAAGAUGCCAACGAGAAGGAGGCUUUCAGAAUUCUCUUCCAUUUCAUCAUCUUGGAGAAACCAAUACCUGAACUGAUGUUGAAGAUAGAACAUCUUUGUUUUGGAAAAGACAAUGAGUUACACGGCAUUGAUGUUCUGACAAAGACACAGAGAAGGGCGUGUUUAACGUUGGGGUCCCUAGCUAAAGUCGUAAAUGAGACGGAUCCACAUGGGAGAGACAGGAUCGUUGCAAAGAUGGAAACAUGGCUUGGACUACAUAACGAAACUAAAUCAGCACCAAUUCUUCGCCAAAGAAGAAAACGAUCUGUAACAGAUGUCGACCAUCCAAGGCUGAAUCACAUCGUUACCAAAUUGGUCUUCAUCAAUACGCUGGGAAAUUCCGGAAUGGAAAGGUCUUUAGAUCAUAUACUCUCAUAUCUACAACCAAACAAGGGAACCUCUACCUGGAGACGUGCAGCCAUCCUCAGUCUGCGUCACUACACGUGUAACAAAAGUGCCAAUGCCCUUUUACAGGCAGCCUUGUAUGACGAACAUGACCUGGUGAAAGAAAUUUCACUGAAGGCCUUUUCUUACCACCCCAAAGGACAGACUCUCCUUCCUGAACACUACGACAUGGUUUUAACGAGAAACUACUCUUACCCGGCUCUGAUGAGGCUCAAGAGAGGUGUCAUUGACAUUGACACGACAGGCGGUUUUCGCCUGACCAUAACAAUACCUGGCAUCCAUUGGGAAAAAACUAUUGGAUCAGCGGACAUCGGUGCAGGAUUUGGCCUCAACAUCAGAAACAGGAUGGAAUUAGAGCUCAAGCCGCUCCAAGGCCAUUUUCUCAUCGAUGUUUAUGACACAGCAUUUGUGGAGGCAUACUGUGGUCUUCUGAACAUACACAUUGACAUCUUCAGGGCUCUAGUAUGUUAUAACGGCCAUAUUGGAUACGACCUAAACGUGCUGAAGGAUUUUGGCAUUAACAACGUUCAGGACUUGGUCAAUAUUUUUGAUACCAUCAUGAAAAAUACCGUAGACCCAAUCAAACGUGCUGUUAACAACUUCAAGAAUAUGGUACAGACGUUUAAAGACGGUGGAAUUCAGAAGUUGUUUAAUAGUCUCGUGGCGGCAGUAAAGAAUCUACCACAGGUGAUCAAAGCGGCUGCUGACAAGUUUGUAGCAUUAAAGCUGAAGGUAGCUGACUUUGGAGGACUGCCCUGGCUAGACGACAUCAAGAGACUCGUAAUGCGAGUUAAAACAUUCAUAGAAGACGUCAGGGACGAUAUAAUGGGGUUCUACAACACGGUCGUAGAUGCAGUGACGGUAACCUUGCCAUAUGUAGGGAAACAGCUAAUGGAUGCUAUUGCCACGCUCAUUUCCGCGGUCAAAUCUAUACUCUCCAACCCCUCACAGGCUAUGAGUGGAAUAGGUCAGGCACUUAUGAAAACAAAAAUGGCAAUAUCCAUGUUCUUAGAUGUCAAAAACCAAGUGUUGGACGCCUGCUUUUUCUUGAAAGGGAAGACACCGUAUUGGAUGACAAUAGGUGAUGAAGUGAUUGGAAUAGUGGCUGAUAUGAAGGAGCUGAUAGAUCGACUGUCUAGCCCUGGAUCUGACGAACUAGCAGGUUCCGAUGUGGAUCACCUUUCCAUGGCGAUGUCUGAUGGUAUACAACACAUGGAAGAGCAGGCAGCUCAAAUUAAAGCUGAACUAAUUGAAGACUUAAAAGAUGCUAUUGGACCUCUCGGCACUAUAUUUGAAGUUGCUAAGCCAGUGAUAGACACGUUCCGUUCAGUCAUGGAUGUUGUCCAAGGGAUCAAAUCGACGUAUGAAUUUCUACGAGACAUGAUCAUAAAAGUGAAGUCAAUGAUACAAAAGAUAUUCGGUCCUAAGUUUAAUAUCAAGUUUCCAACACGGCGUCGUGAAGAGAAUGCGCAAUGUGGUCAAGGAGUUUGGCCUACGACGACUGCAGGGAUGUACAAAACUACGGGAGUUGACGUCCAUCUCAACAAAGGAUCAAGUGUUCGGUGUCCUGUGAAUGGAAUGGUGUACAGAAAAGCAUCCUCACAACUCCUCGUAAAACCUUCUGAAGCCGACUUUCUUCAAUUUGAAAUAGUUAUCGACAACGUAGAAGCAGACAGAUUUGUCUCCAAUUCGGGAACAUUUUUUGAAGCUGGUGAAAAGAUAGGGAAAGCAAGAAGAUCCAAAUGCUCACCUAAUUUUAUUCAUGUAGCUAUGAGACAGAGAACUGCAUCCAUGAACCUACCUGACGAAGAUUAUAAUUAUGUGGACCCCUCACCAUAUCUUGAUAGACUAGUGCCAAUCCCGCAGUGGAUAGAGGAAUGCAAUGAAAUGACCUUGAUUAUAAUGAACAAUGUAAUUGAAGUCGGAGCUUUGGAUGAUGAGGGUGCGCAGGAAGAAGUUGAAGAAGUUGACAGCACUAUUAAAGAUAAUGACAUCAACCAGAUGGACGCAACCAAUGAACCGGAAUACAAACCUAACAAUUUUGACUCCGGCUCGUCACAAAACGUUGGUAGCAAUUUUCUGAGCGGAAUGCAAGACUCAUUAUCUUCUUUUUCAGAUCUGAAAAAUAUGUUUUCUGGAGAGAGUAUGAAAAUACCUAACAUCCUUGAUAUAGUAGAUCUCAAACAAUUUACUGUGUCUGAAGUAACAGAUAUUCUGAGUCCUGGACUGGCUACGGAUUUUAAAAACAUCGUACAGAAACUUGCUGGAACAGUGAAAAAAAUGCCAUCUCUUCCAGCCGGAUCACUCUCUAUAAUACAACUUCGGAAUGUCCUCGGGGGUGCUGCGAAAGGGCUAGGCGACAAGUACUCUAUGAUUUCAAAACUGUUCUCCUUGGCAGAAAAUAGUUGUCCAACAUUUCGCGAUGGUCUUAACAAAGGAUUAGGACAUGUUUGCCAAGCCCAUGCUGACUGUCUGGGUUUAUCAUGUGAACUGAUACUUCCGUACGGUUCACUUGACAAGACGGUAUCUGUAGAUAUCAGUGUAAACCCCUGUGAUGGAUUACUCCAGAUAGCUUUAUCAACAAUCAAGACCAUCAUUACUCUCGAUGGCCAUGAUAAUCACAUCCCGUUGUUUACGCUGGGAGGUCUGAGUGCUGGACUGAUAAUCAACGGUGACAUAAUAGACAACGUCGUUGUCCUCAGCGUAGAAGCAACGCUUUGCCAUGACGAAUAUCUCUCCUGUAUUGUGCCAAUCAAGGUCACCACUGACAUGACAUUUCCACAAGUCGACAUCUGUAAUGACUUUAUCAUUGGUGGAGGAAUGGAUGGUCCUGAUGUUGAAAUAGAGAAAAUGACGCUUGGAGAAAUGAUACUAGCAAUAUCUCAAAAUGACGUCAUGGAUCUUGUUGACAUGGAACUUAUCGGAAAAAUUCGGGACGCAGUUGUUUCUGAACUUUUCAAGAACCCAAAAAGUCUUCUACAGCUCCGGGGAGAAGAAUUUCAAGAUAAAAUUGAUUUUUGUGUAGAUGUUGACAUUCCGAUAGAACCGCUGGAUAUUAUUUUUUUCGAGGUGUCGUUCAGAUUCUUUGUGGGACCAGUUCCUCUAAGUUUAGCUUUCGGUGCCGGAGGAUCACUCAGUCUGGAUGUUAACUUAGGAGUGUGUUUCCUAAGCAUGAUCGCAAAGGUGAUUGUCACGCCCGGGGCCGGAGGCAGUGUUUGGGGGAUUGCAGCAUUAGACUUAGGUUUUGCGAGAGGAGGAAUCAAGCUUAUUGGUUAUUUAUUGGAAACAAAAUUCCCUAUCAUGGGAAGUAUAGGAUUCAGUAAAUUUCCACUGGAUGUCACAGCGAAGAUGGACCUGAUUCUUGUACCGUUAAAACUGGACCUUCGAGGCUUUGCCGAGCUGAAUCUUUUAUUUGUGACAGUCACUGUAUUUGAUGCAAGUUUGUGGUCGUACACAACACCAACAAUAAAGCGUAACAUAUUUACUACUCCAAUGAUAAGCUCAGAUUCGUCUCCCCCCGAGUUCCCUCCAAAUUCUGUUAGCUCUCGGAGAAAACGCAGCAGUCCCAAAGGAUGCUUGGUAGAACAGGUUAAAUUUCGAAGUCCUCUUGAUGCUGCAUUUAAACUAGAAGUGUCAACUUUGGAUGAAACGAGUCAAGUAAAACUAGUUUAUGCAAUUGGUACACAACACGGUGGUACAAAUGUCGUUGACUGGACAGAUAUGGGUGGUGCGUCUCUCCUAGUCCCUACUAACGACUUGCCGAGUGGUGUACCACUUUACUGGACCGUAAAGGCUAGCAAUACACAAGGCUUGCAAGCAUUUUCUUACUGCACGCUUCCAACUUAUGAUACCUCUAUUCCUGACGGUAGAAUUGACCCGUCGUACAAGUUUUCCAGUCACCCUAACAAGCUCAGUGGUACGGUAGUUGUAUUUGAUGACAGUACAUUGGAAAAAUCACAUGAAAAAGCCAUUGGGUUUAGUUCUGGUAAGUAUGGCAGCGAAUUGGUACAUUGGGGCUCUCUCGAUAUUGAUAAGACAUCUAUUAGGGAUGGAGUCGACAACGACCUUAAAUAUUUCAGUGUACCUCGAAUUGGAAAACUAACGGCGCUCAACUUCAAAACCGCUAAAACGCGCACUGCGAUAGAAUGCGCCAGACUCUGCUUGGAUCAUCCCACAAAGUGUGUUUCGUUUGACUAUGAAUACCAUUCCGAAACAUGCGACAUGCACGAGGUUGUAGAAGGUCCGCGCGCCUCGCUGCGUCAGAGCGGGACCUACAAGAACUACGAAAGGCUAGGAGUCGGACAUAGCUCGUACGUACUCUACGACAAUUUAAAUCUGUGCCACGCCAUUGUGUAUUACAUUAAUGCUAAAAUAACCAAUACAAUUGGGUACACCGCGUAUAUAACAUCACUAGGCACAACUAUGGAUUUCACGCCGCCGUUUACAGGUCCUUUGGGAACAGCCGCCCAGGUGACCAUGCAGGCGAGUCGAUGUUCCGCAGCCGUUACCCAGAGAUGUAUCGAAGUCACAUGGAAAGAAAAUCAUAAGAUAGUAAUUGAUGACAAGGAAUCAAGAACUGUAUUCAACGGUUACAAACCUCUCCAGGACGAAAUAUACACCAUAAAUAAUCACAUGGCUUCAGUUAACUUUGACGGUUUCCAUGAUGACGAGAGUGGUAUUUGGGGAUAUACCUGGAUGGUGGGAGAGUCAGUAUGUACCCGGGAUAUUAUAGAGGAGUCUGAUCCCCAUCAACAUCUCUCAAGUAAAAAAUACUGGACACAUAAUGGUUACGAGAAAGACCUACACCUCAAGGAUGGUCAAUAUUUCGUCACAGUCAGAGCUCUCAAUAACGUUGUGUUCGGUGGCGCGUUCGUUACAACAGUUUGCCAUAGCACGCCAUUCACGGUUGAUACGACACCGCCGAUCUUUACCGAAGUCCUUGAUAUAUUCUAUGACGAAGAUUUUGACCUGCUCGCGGUUUAUUUCAACGCUUCUGACCCACUUUCCCAUCUGGCGCGGGUGGACUUUGGACUUGGCAAGACAAAGCAUGACGUCACAGUCCGCGGAUACAAACUGCAGACAUACGUCACAAGGGAUGAACCAUUUGUGGCUGUAGAAAACCUCGGACUUGGCCACGGAGUUCCGGCAUGGUUACGUUUAAGAGCAGUCAACAAUGUGGGCCUUCAUACAGCAAGGCAUGGAGACCAGCAGAUCCUAAUCGACCUAACCCCGCCUAAUGUUGGUGUUGUCCUUGAUGGGAACCAAAUUGACACAGACGUAGACUAUCAGGCCGACACGUCCACCAUGUGUGCCCAGUGGGUCAGCUUCUACGACGAGGAGUCUGGUAUCAGGGAUUAUAUAUGGGGUGUCGGAACUAUUACGGGUGCGGAUGACGUUGUAAAGUACCAUAACCUGACCCACCAUUACAAGCGUUCUUGUGCCGGUGAUCUGAACCUGAAACACAAUACGACCUACUUCUCAACAGUGAAAGCCUAUAACGCUGCACUUAAUUCGAAAGAGAGAAGCGGAAAGUCAGACGGAGUCCUUAUUGACAUUACCCCUCUACUGCCGGGGAGAGUUUUGGAUGGAGCGAUAUUAGGAGAGGAUAUUGAUUUUUCAUCUGAAACGGCUACAAAAUCUUGUAACUGGAAUAAUUUCUCUGAUCCUGAAAGCCACAUUUCAAAAUAUGAUAUUUCAUUAUUCAUAAAUAGGGAAUAUAUCCAGACCUUCGAAUUAUUUGCACUUACCCAGUUUACGGAAAUAUCUAUCGCGAUGAAUCACCUUGAUGAAGUGGGUUUUGUCGUCACUGCCGAGAACGGAGCGGGGCUUAGAGCAGAUGUGACGUCAGACGGGUUUUUGGUUGACCACACGCCACCGGUGAUGAACUACAUCAUUGACACAGAAAAUGCUAAACGCUAUCAAAGUUUCAACGACCACCUAGAUGUUUCGUGGUCAUUUGAAGAUGGUGAUUCUGGAAUAAAGGAAUAUAGAUAUUUCAUAAACAAACAGCAUCAGGGCGGUAAACACAAGUCAUGGCCUGCGAAUGACGCCUACGAGACAACACAUUCUGCAUUGAAGGAAGGACCGGUAAAUCUCAAAAUUGAUCAAAUGACUUUGGUUAAUGGCGCAAUGUAUACAAUUGUUGUAACAGCUAUCAACAAUGCUCUUCUUUCGACCUCCCAUGAAUCUUUUGGUGUAGUAGUUGACGGAACAUUGCCAUUACUGACAAAGGUACAUGUAGGACUCCCAAAAGAAGAGGAGGACGUAGAUGAGCUGAACAGAGUGUUACAUGUCGAUCCUAACAUUUUAACCAUAAGUUGGGUAGGCCAGGAUCCGGAAAGUGGAAUUGAUAAAGUUUAUUUAGCAAUCGGAACAACACCUGGAGAUUUAUCAAUCACUGGAAACUUCAUAGAAUUCGGAGGAACUGAGAAGAUAUUGACAAUAAAGGACAUUGAACUAGAAACGUUUUCUGAUUCUAAUACAGUGUAUUACGUAUCCGUUAAAGCUAUCAACGGUGCAGGACUGGAGUCAAACACCGUAUCAUCUAAACCUAUAAUAUUACUUAAAGCCAACGUACCGGGCCAAAUCUUUGAUGGCAGAGAGGUAUCCAUCGAUAAAGACUAUACAAGAGAUAGGGGUUCAUUAGCUAUCACAUUCGCUGGAUUUCAAAGUGAGGCUUGUGAUAUUCGAAAGUAUGAAUGGGCGAUUGGUUCUGAUGCGUUCAAGUCCGACGUAUUACCUUACACAGGAUAUGGACUUAUGGUACACAACUCGUCACAUGGACAGGCUCAGAUACAUAUGGACUUCACAGAGGGAGAAACUUACUACGUCACUGUAAGGGCACAGCCGGGACACAACUGCCAUGAAGAGUACAUAGUGGCAUCGUCCGACGGGAUCAAACUCGAUACCUCAGCUCCAGAAAUCCACUAUAUCGGACCAGUCCCGGGCGACACGCACUAUGUACACUAUGCCAACGUCUACUACCAAUCCAACGCUGAUUCUCUUGAUCUUGUUUGGAACGUUUCGGAUGAUUCAGCUGUAAAGAUGGUGUCAGUUUCUGCUGGAAGUCUUCCGGUCCUGACAGAUGUAAUUUCGACCCAAGUAAUUGACACUAUGGGUACACCAACAGGUUUCUUAUCACCUACUAUAGGUUUAUCAACUUUUCUGACAUUAAAAGUUGAGGAUCUGGUUGGAAAUCGCCAAGAUAUAACUACUGACCCAGUCAUUGCCGACAUAUCACCGCCUAUGGUUCGAUCUCUAAAAUGCACAGAAGCUGUUUCAUUAGAAAGAUCUAUUGUAGCAUGCUCAUGGGAAUUCGUUGUCGAGGAAGAGAGUGUAGUAAAAUCAUUGACGAUAAACAUCUUUUCAUCAUACAACAAGCUACCAAUUGAACUCCAAAUACCGCAUGGAAGACGAUAUUUCGUCGUUGACGCGAUUGACCUUUUGAAUGCAACAGAACUUUCAAUUUAUCUGACCGUUUCAAACAUCCUCUCUCAAAAUACGAUUUAUGUACAAACGGUUAAAGUGGAUAAUACACCGCCUUCCUCUUUGACCGUUAAAGUUGUGACACAGAUGUCGUCAGAGGAAAUCACAGUUCACCAACGAUGCCAAAUCCCUCAGACAUUUGUUGACGUAUUAGUGGAAAACCCUACAGACGCAGAAACUGGCAUUGAAAAGAUAGAAGUUGCCAUUGGUUCCUCGCCUGGCCACAACGACAUUCAUCGCUAUUUAGAUGUGCCAUUAGUAGGUAAAAUAUUCUUUGGAAAUCUUGACCUUGGACAUGGUGACACUUUUUACGCUGCGGCGAGAGUGACUAACAAAGCGGGCUUGUCUAAAAUGUUCUACUCGGACAGUGUAACGGUCAGUGUCCGGCCAAUAUUGACCGUCGGCGAUGGAAGUCCGGGAGGAGACGAAGAUUAUCAAAGUAAUUUAAACACAAUCAGAGGAUUCUGGCGUUUCUCCGAUACAUGCGCUAUUGACAUGGUUCAGUGGGGAAUAGAAGAUCUCCUAGGAAACGUUAUUAAAGAGUUUGAAGAUGUUGCUGAGAACGCGCAGGUAUUUGAUAACGACGAAUUUACUUUGAAAAAUGGAUUCACCUACAUAAACAUAAUAAAGGUGAGAGACGCGUUAAACAGAACCUUCACGUCGGCUUCUGACGGCAUCACGAUCCGUAUUCAACCACCGAGCCCUGGUGAUGUCCGAGACGGUCUGUAUGAAGACAUCAACUAUCAGCAAAGCGUUGAAGAACUAUCCGCCAAUUGGGACGACUUUGGUGACAAAAAUGGGGAUCCUACACAGACAAUUCGUUACUAUGAAGUUGCUAUAGGUGAUGACCAUAGUUAUCCAAAAACCCAAUCGAAUAUUCACUAUUAUGUUGGUGUUGGUUUAAAUCGAUCUCACACGUUCCAUAAUUUAAAUUUGACGGCCCUGGAUGUUACUUAUUAUGUAACGGUGAGAGGUAUAAGUAUUUCUGGUAGUCAAGAUGAGGCCUCAUCAAAUGGUAUUAAAGUAGGAUUCAAAGACCAGAUCGUUUCUGGGUUGAUCGAAACGCCAGCCGUUCAAUCUGACAGUUCGAAAAUUAUCGCAUCAUGGACGGAAUUUCAGUCUGAUAUAGGAAUAAAACAGUACCUUGUGGGUGUUUAUAGCAAUGAUUUCAAAUACAACGUCACUGUUUACACAAAUGUAACAACAACAUGUGAAAACUUUCACAGCUCAUUAGAGCUGUUAGACGAGAAACCCAUGUCAGAUAACGGACUUAAUACUCUUGUCCAGCUGCAGAAUCUUCACCUGAAACAUGGUCAUGUGUAUUACAUCAUUGUUGUAGCUGUCAACGAGGCUGACAUGUGUCGUUCUGUGACGUCACCACCAAUUUUAGUCGAUAUCACUCCACCAGAUCUUACAUUCACAGUUUUACAUAUCGGUAGGGUAGCGGAUGAUAAAAAAGACGAUAUAUUUGUCGAUGAGAGUGAAAAACUUGAUGUCACAUGGAAAAACUUCACAGAAAAUGAGAGUAGCAUUGCUUCUUUUGAGGUGACAUUAUACGAGAUGAGUGAUUGUUCGAUGAAAACUGUUUCUCCGGAGUUCAAGGUUGAUUCCGUUUUGGUUACAGCUGAUACUAAGAUCACUUUGUAUCAGCUGAUGUUAUUGCCAAAUGUAUUUUAUUUUAUAGAAGUAAUUGCUUUAAAUACCGCUGGUCUCAAAUCUUCAAUCAUUAGUUCCAGAUUCCGGUUAGAUGUAUCUGCUCCUUUAGUAGGGGAUGUGAAAAUAGCUCCAAACUGGUACACUGCUUCUACGUUUCAAUCCUCGAAAGAAACAAUGACAUCAUGGAUUGCUAUAGCCAGAUCUCACGAACAAUUUGUUUGUCCGAAUCAAAGAGUAGUGUUCCCGAGCUUCUCAUCAAAUGGUCCCUCCUGGGUAAAAAUGACCGGAUUUUACAGUCCAGAAUUCGUGGAAUUUGCUGAAAACAAAGCGACGCUAACAAUAGGGUACAACACGGCUCAAACGAAGUUUUUUAGAAGCGGCAUGAAAAGCACACAAAUAUCUUUGUUGCCAGGGAAUUACACUGUUUCACUUAAGGCGGCAAGUGGUGUCGAUAUUAUUACGAUUAUUUCCUUUGCUUCGGAAUCUCAACUUUUUCCAACGAAUUACACUGCGCCACAUAUAACUGCUAUUAAUGAAGUUACCUUCAAUAUGACAAUACCAGAAGACGAUCGGGAAGAUGUGACUAACAUUUCGACAUCACAAGAUCCUACUGCCACAACAUCCACGUAUACCUCUUCAUAUUUAAGCACGUCUCAACCAGAUAGAAAUGUUACAACUAGCAGUCACGGAGAUUCUCCGAAUUCCGAAAGGUUUGGUUUCGGAUUAAGCAUCAUGGGGACUCAACAAAAUGGAAGUGAUCACUGGGACGCUAUGUUUUGGGUUGUUGGCCAAUAUAAAAGCUUCGAAGAAUGGAUUACAUUGGAUACCAAUCCGUCAGCAUCGGAAGGAACUAUUAUAUUUACAUUAGAAACAGAAUCUGCUCGGGGUAAAAAGAGACAAAAUAUCAAAUUAAUUGUGAACGGGAUAAUUAAAGCCAUAGCAAACGGAAUAACUUUCGGGAAUAGUAUGAAUAUGUUUAUUAGCACUGUAAAUGAUAAUAACUACGAACCAACAAUAGAAAACAUGUUUGAACCGUUCCGGUCCGAUGUAAUUGUUGCGAGUGUUCAGAUCCCGACUGACCAAGAGAGGCUAUGUUUGCAUGGCUCCGGAUUCUUCGACGGGGAGAGUAACAUAAAGGAGAUUUGGGUAGGAAUUAGUGACAGUGACAUUUCAACUGACAAUAUAUAUCCCAUGCGACACUAUAUGUCCCUGUGUUUGCCAUGUGAAGAAGAAUGUUUAGAGGACUGUCCAGCAAAAUGUCAGUUUGGCGAAUUUGAUUUAAUGAAAAUUGAAAUUACCGGUCUAGACUUAUUGCCAACAAUAGCGUCUGCUAUCAAUGGGUCGGAAAAUGAAUUUCAGAUUGAAGAGUCUCAUACAUAUUACGUUACUAUCGAAGUGGUUAACUUUGCCGGACAGAGCUCUUUCUCCAGAUCCAAUGGUAUCAUGGUGGACACGACCUCUGCGGUGUGCGAGUAUGUCAGGUGUCUCGACCCUGACAACAGCAUGGAAGAGCCCACCGAGUACAUUGGGACAAACAACAGCGUAGCGGCGUACUGGUCGUGUUCGGACCCAGAAAGCGAGAUAUAUUCCUACUCUGUAGGCGUUGGCACAUCUCAGAAUAGUGCUGAUAUCUAUAACAUGACCGAUGUUGGUCUUGCAACGAAAAGUCAUAUUCAUUUAAAAAAUGAAAAACUCUUCAAUCACGGAAAUACGUAUUAUUUCAAUGUCUGGGCAAAUAAUGCAGCAGGAUCCCCUGGUAAGUUUUCGUGCAAGUUUACUGUGGAGUUGUAUCCUCCAAAUGUUGAGAACGUAAUAACAAAAUCCUUAUUUGAAUACCAACCUACAGAUGAAAAUGGUUACCCAAUUGUAAAUGUAUCAUUUACGGAGUUUGAGGACAGCGUUGGAGUUGCCUGGAACAGUGAAGACGACAUAGCUGACAUAUACGAGUGGGGCAUCGGAACAGGCCCAGACAAACUUGACAUCCUCCCGCUGAUCAGAGUAGGGGUGACAAAGACGGGACAAGCAGAAAUAAUCCACGGUCACGUCUGGUUUAAUGGUGAGAACAUGAAUUCAACUGUGUCAAUGUUCCGUGACCAGCCAAACGACACAGCUGAUGGGUCUCUGUUGCUGCUGGAACCGGGCCAAUGUUUUCAUCACUCGAUCGUAGCGGUCGGGAGAUCGCACUUAAGAAGUUCCAUUCCGACAAAACCAACAUGCAUCACAAGGCCUAGUGACAUCCGACUUGUGCUGAAUGAGAAGCAGAACGCAACACUUAUCAUGAUGGCGGAUAGAAGUAUUAGGAAACUUAAUCCAGGAUCGGGACUGCCAAAUGAUGGCAAUGUAGUGAUCGAAAUACAAGCAAGUCACAGUGGCAUAAUGAUAGGAUAUCUGAGCAAUGAUGACGUCGCUAAAAAUUAUGGGACUGAUGCAUCCGAUGAGUAUUCCUCUUACAUCGUCGAUCCCCAAUCUUCGAUGAUGUACACUUCAAGACUACUCAAAAACAGAUUUCAGGCAUAUCAAGGACUUUCCUUUUUCAUAUCACCGAUGCCUUUCAUCGAAUCAUCCGACUUGGAGAUAACAAUACGUAUUAAGAUCAACGAGACCGAUUAUGACAACGAUACAGUACCCGCUUUGGCUCUCUGGAGCACUGCUGAUAGUGGUAUAGGAAAAUGGCUACAUGUUCAGGAGGAAUGUGAUCCGGAAAGGAUCAGUAAACAGGUCAACCAUACAUAUCUUACGACUAAGGUAUGCCAUGCAACCCUUCUAGGUAAUGUUCCAGUAGACAAUACAAGGUCGAAACGUGAUGCCACCUUUGACCCUGCUGUUUUUACAUCUUCAAACCAGUUUGGACUAUUUAAGAUGCAGAGCUCCUGUAUCAACGCAGCGCCCACUAUUACCACCGACGUUAUCUACACAACAGAAGACACACCUGUCGUUCGUCAUCAGUUGCUAUGGUCUGAUGCAGACAACGACGGUUUGGUAUUCUCAAGCAAACAACCAGCUUCAGGACAAGUAAAUGUGACAGGUGAUGGCUUCCUGACUUUUCAACCGCCUCAAGAGUUCUCGGGACAAAUACAAAUUGAAAUCGAGGCAGAAGAAACAUCUGUUUGUGAAAAUAAAAAUUCAGUGUCAAAGGUUAUUACAAUUCAUAUUAGUAGUGUAGAUGAUGCACCUAUAGUUGGAUUCUUAUCGCACGAUAAUAACUUUACGCUGGCUGACCAUUUAAACGCAGAAAUUGUUAUUUUUCUGGAAAGUUAUAACACUGACCACGACGUUGGAUCCCUUCUAAUAGUAGAUGCCGACAUUGGUGAUAGUCUGAAGUUAGUCAGUCGGACUAUGAUCGAAACAGACGCCGUCCUUAUCCAGGAGGAAUCUGGUCAACACGUAGUACCAAACAAUACAUUUACGCCACUACAAAGCGGAACAUUCAAACGCAUUGAUUUGACACUAAAAACAAGUAAAGAUUUCCACGGACAUUUACAUUACCAGCUACUAGGAAGUGACCAGGGCGGUCAAAUGACUGCUAAGCUAGACGUUCAUGUAUUUGUGCUUGUUUCACCUUGCAUCCAUGGCAGAUGUGCUCAAACGGACAUAUGGGCCUUUCCUUGCAACGACAGUGCCAGAGCUCUUAGUUUUGACACGUAUACGUGCGCCUGUAAUGCUGGCUAUCGUAGUCAGUGGUGCGAUGAAGAAAUAGAUGAGUGUGCAGAAGAUCCCUGCAAUUUAAUGUUCGACUGCACUGACCAUGUUGCUUUCUACACAUGUCACAUCAAUGCCGGAUACCUUGCAGCCGUUCUCCUGUCCAGCGGUUUAGUCGUGGUUGGUGCUGGUAUCAUAUUAGCCUACCGGUACAAAAACCUGAAAAAGGACUCUAUACGGAUGAGUAGAAUGUUGAUCCCGGACGAUGAAGCCAUCUUUUCUCGCGCAGAUUCAAUAGUGCAACCCUGUAACGAUGCACAAGAAGAGCCUCCCCCAUUUAUCCCACCAUCGGAUACGGAUCCGUUUAAAUCCGAAUCAAGAACCAUGGAUCAGUCUCCACUUAAUCAGAAACCAGGAAACAUACCCAGACCAAUGCCACCAAACAAAUACCAAUCUAUGAUCAAACGUCCCGCUUAUUGUACCAAUUCAACUCAGCAGGCGGAUAGUGAUAUGACAAUAGUGGAUGUAUAGAGUAUAAGUGUAUGUCAUCAAACGACAGUCUACCGGUCAUAAUAUAGUUCACUUUUCCCUUUGUGUUUAAAGAACAAGCUAGCUCGCUGAUAUAUCGCAUGUCAUAUACGCUUUGUUAUAUGUUUGUAUCUUUCUUCAAAUGUUUACAGUAACAAUUCCUUCAGUUAAAAUAUCUACUUGUAUAUUAUGUAAAUAUGCAAUCAUGGAUGGAGUGGUUGCUAAUCAAUUCAUAAGUUAUGAAGCUGAAGGCAAUUCAACGUAUCAAUUGUUUACUACAUCUAUUGAUCGGAUCUUUUCUUCCAUUGAGUUGUUUUAUCAGUCAUGAAACUAACAUUUUACUAGACAGAAAUGACAGCCAUAAUUGACAAUUAGUGUGAUCGAUUUUCUAUGCUUACUAAUACAAAUUUUUAUUUCCAGAUUUCAUGUUGUCCUCUUUUUUUGUUUUUUUUCGAACGUUAAAUUGACAGUAUUUGUUAGAUGAGGUGUAUUGUUGUUAUAACAAUCAGGAAAUCUAAAUAAACAAUUUAAGAGAAAAAGUAACUUCUCACUUAAGUGUAAAAAUUUCGAAUUAUUGUAUCUUAAUCUAGAGAAGAAAAUCUUAAUCAGAAAGUUUUAAAAAAGAGACCUGCAAAUUAUCGCCUAUUUAUUUAUCUCCUGCUAAUCUAAAACCUUAAGGAUACGUUAACGUUUCAUUACACUUCAAAUAUGCGACUCUAUUCAAAAUUCCUUGACAUAGUGGUGGGCAGGAUCUCGUGUAAUAGCAGUGAUCUAGUAAUUUGCAUUAUUUAGAGUAACUACAACAGUGUUGAACAUUGUCGGAACGCUGUGGAUUCAUCACGAAUCCCAUGAAUGAAACAAUAUGAGGUACGAAACUUGUGAUUUUAAGUAACGAAAGAACAGCAUAAUACAAUACUAUACGUAUGCCGGAUAC